This is a messenger RNA of Megalobrama amblycephala (Wuchang bream), 4671 nucleotides long. It is a transcript of the gene mtmr10, whose product is annotated as myotubularin related protein 10. The record is from RefSeq and is a predicted model, not a curated record. NCBI's taxonomy places the organism in Eukaryota, Metazoa, Chordata, Actinopteri, Cypriniformes, Xenocyprididae. The transcript is spliced from 16 exons. Bases 468 to 2768 code for a protein of 766 amino acids.
CUGUUUUUUGUGGUCCAGAGCUGAAGCACGCUGCACCUCCCCAUUUCGCCUUUAAUAAACAUGGCUGAACUGAAAACCAACGCUGAAUUAGAGGACUGAGCCCGUCUGCAGCACCAGCACAGGACUCACACACACUCAAACUGUUGAAUCAAGCGAGAAGACUGAACAUGACAUGAAUGUUUAGAGUGGGGAAACCAAAGCAGCAAAAGUUUGAGUUUGACAGCCGCAAACGAAGAGACCUGAGCGGGACAGACCAGAUCCAGCUGAGAUACUACUGCAUACAUACCAGAGACUAAAAACUACUUUUGAAUUUAUGGAAAUUAUGCAUUUAAAUGCAUCGUCUACUGAAGAAACCCUGGAUUUGAAGGUCUGAAGUAACCAAAAACAAUUUGGCUUAUAUUUUAACAGUUUUAAGACGCUUUUAUAUGGAUUUACAGUUCGCAUUUUUGUCAAAUCGUCCCGUUUAAAUGAUGUUCUCCAAUAAACAAACGAAGCCUACUUUUAAGUCUUAUCUUCCUCCACUUCAGACUGAUUCAAAUAAAAGUCCUCAACUGCCCAUCAAGAAACUAGAAGCAAAACUUCUACCAGGUGAAAUAGUUGUGAACGAGGCGAACUUUGUAAAGAAAUGCAUCAGCACAGAAAGCUGUCAGGAUGACCUCUGGGGGAAACUUGUCUGUACCAACUUCAAGGUUUCCUUCAUUACCCAUAAUUCUUUGCCACGACAGAAAUUCCAGUGCACCCACCGCCUCCUGGGCGAGCAUGAUAUCCCUUUGGCUUGCGUGGAGCAGGUAGUAACAGUGAAUGAUAUUAAGGGGAAGCAGAAGAUUUUAGGAUCCAAUCAGAAACUGAAAUUUAACCCUACUGAGCUUAUCCUCUACUGCAAAGACUUCCGCAUCAUCCGAUUCCGCUUUGAUGAAGCUGGACCCGAGAGUGCUAAAAAGGUUUGUCUGGCCAUUGCUCAUUACUCCCACCCUGCUGACCCUCAGCUACUUUUUGGCUUUGAAUACGUCGGAAAGCGAUACCAUGGAUCAACGGGUGAGACGGUGAAUGGUGUUGACCCUGGCGGUGGGUUCCAGACGCCCCUGUUCGACUGCUCCUCAGACUGGGACAGAGAAAUCAAGCGUACCGGCGCCUCUGAAUGGAGGGUGUGUACCAUAAAUCAAGGCUAUUUCAUCUCGCCCAGUCUCCCAGAGUUCUUUGUGGUUCCAGUAUCUCUAGCAGAUCAGGAUCUGAAGCAGUAUGCCUGCUGCUUUUACUCCCAGCGCAUCCCGUUAUGGUGCUGGAAUCACUCCAGUGGGAGCGCUCUGGUCCGCAUGUCUAACAUCAGUGACCCACUGCAGCAAAGGAAGGUGGAGCAGAGGAUUUCCAGUGCCAUUAUUAAGAGUCACCCCCUGCGCAGUGAUGUCUUCAAGUCGGAUUUGGACAAAAACCUCCCAAACAUCCAGGAUAUUCAGGCUGCUCUUCUGAAACUGAGGCAGAUCUGUGUUAUAGAGCCCUUUGAGGAAUCUGAAGAAAAGUGGCUGUCAUCUUUAGAGAGCUCAAGAUGGAUGGAGUAUGUCAGGACAUUUCUGCGGCAUGCAGUAGACGUAGUCUAUAUGCUGGAAAGCAGACAUGUGUCGGUCAUACUCCUUGAGAAGGAGGAUCGGGACCUGAGUUGUGUGAUUUCCUGUCUGGUGCAGCUGAUGUGUGAUCCUCACUGCAGGAGUCUGCAUGGCUUCCAGGGUCUGAUUCAGAAAGAAUGGGUGAUGGCUGGCCAUCGGUUCCUGGACCGCUGCAACCAUCUGAAGAAGAAUGAUAAAGAGGAGUCUCCUUUGUUCCUGCUGUUUCUGGACUGUGUGUGGCAGCUGUGGAAUCAGUACCCAGCAGCCUUUGAGUUCACUGAGGUGUACCUGACAGUGCUGGGGGACAGUAUGUGGGUCCCUGUCUUCAGCACCUUUCUCUUCAACUGCCCCCGACAAAGAGCAGAGCAUAGCAGGGAUUUUGCGAGCAGUAAGAGUAUUCACCUGGGGCAGGACCAGGCUCUGCGCUUUCCUCCGGUGUGGGACUGGUCCCAACAAUUUAGUCUUAAAGACCAGACUCUUUUUAAUAAUCCCCUGUACGUCGGCAAGAUCGCUACCUGUGUGCAAAACGGCACAGUGAAGACAUUCACACACAGGCGCAGCAAGAAAAACUACAGUUCCACUUUGCGGGGUGUGCCCUCUGCCCUGCGAAACGGAUCGCUCGGACCGAACGACACCCUUACACGCCGGAACUCCCUCAUACUGCGUCUCCGUUCUGAUUUGUCUCAGGUGCGGGAGCAGCAAGAAACUCCCUCGGAGCGCUUCAUUCGGGACUGGUUCUCUCGUCCUGUCGACCUGCAGGGCCUGCUGCUGCCCCAGCUCCUCCCAUCUCACCUCUCUGUCUGGAAGCUCUACUUCCUCCGCUGGGUUCCCGAGGCACAGAUCCCGCAGGGCGGCCCCAUCACCGCCUUCCACAAGCUCUCAGUGCUCACAGACGAGAUUGAAAUGCUCCAGAACCAAUUGAGGCAAUACAAAGGAGCAGGCUUUACUCCCAGCAACCAACACAUGGAGCACAGCAAAAUGUACUUUAAAGUGACUUUGACUCCUCACCAGUCCCCUGCUCCUCCAGAGUACCUCAGCUCCUCGUUCCCCUUCUCUCCUGUGGGUAACCUGUGCCGCCCCGGCAUCACGGGGACUCCUCUUAGCAAGUUCCUCAGUGGAGCCAAGAUCUGGCUCUCUACGGAGACACUGGCUAAUGAGACGAUUUGAGGGCAGACUGCUGGGAUAGGAGGACUAUGAGGUCAGACGAACAUGAAGAUCUAAGGCUUGAAGAUCUUCUCACUUGCAUUUAGUUCUCAUUUUGAAUCUGCAAGCGUGUGGUACCGACAGUUACCUGGACAUUUUUAUUCAGUCUUUUGAGAGUUGUCUGUCGGUGAGGGUUUUUUUGCACAUGAUUAAAUAUAAAGCUCCAAUCGCACAUCUUUCUGACGUAGGAUUGUUUGGAUCUGUUCUACACUGCCUGUAUGGACUUUUCUCCUUGUGUUCAACUGAAAAUACUUGGUGGAUUUUUGUGUGGAGCUUGUGGCAUUAGUAGAAAGGAAGUAGAACUUGUAACAGUUUAUAUUAAGGUUGAAUUUGUUAACAUUAGUUAAUGCAUUAGGUGUCGUGAACUAACAAUAAACCAUUUUAUAGCAUAUAUUAAAGGUUCAUAUGAAUAUUUAUAAUUUAUAUAAUUUAUGUAUUCAUAAUACAUUGGUGAAUGUUAAUUUAUACGUAAAAAUGUGUUAUGGCCUAGUUUCAAUUAGGUUCAUUUAGGGCAUUUAAGUAUCUUUUAUAAACAUGCCUUAGAAAAAGAAAAAAACAUUACUGGUGUGCAUCUUGAGACAAAACAAUGGCACUGACACAUCUUUAAAUAUGUCAGUGGCAUUGUUUUAUCUCAAGUUGCUUGCAGUUAAAACCGCUCAAACGUGUAUUUUAGUCUGGGGCUAGGGUUAAGCCUUGUCUUUGAAACCGGGCGUACAAGUAAAAUUAACAUUAACCAAGAUUAAUAAAUGCUGGGUCUCGAUACUAUUACAUUUAACGACGUUAACGAAUUGAACCUUAUUAUAGUGUUAUCGUAGAACUAUAACUUAAAUUUAAGGUAUAAAAUGUACAUAUAUUUUACUUUUAAUCAUAAAAUAGUUUAAGAUUUCUUGAAACCUUCUGGUAAGGUCUAACUGUAGUUAGCUUUAUUAAAAUCAAUAACCAAAAUUGUGAAACUCGAUAUAGGAAUUGACAGGGUUUAUUAACAUAAACCCUAAUAGCAGGCAAUAACUGUGCACAUAUCGGUGUUUGUCAGGCUGGCUGGAUCCCGGUCUGUCAGACCCUGCCCUUUCUGAAGCACAGCGUGGCUGUUUAAAAGUGAUUGACAGCUGCUCGAGCCAAUCAGCUGGUUGAUUUGACACGUAGUUAAGCAGUCAGUGUCUUAAACAGCAUCUGAGUGUCAGAUAAGACAUUAUAAUUUGAGAAAGUUGUGCACCUGUGAACUUUUGCUUAACUUUGGUCUUUGUUUGAUAUGUAGCCUCUUUAAUUUUAGAGUCUUUUAAUUUUGGUUGGGGACUUUUUUUGUAAAAAGUUUUCAAUUUAUAUAUAUAUAGAUUUUUUUUUUUUUUUGCUAGACUUGGUACUUACCCUUUCUCCCUGAUACCCUUUAACUAAUCUGAAGUAAUGCACAGUAUGUGUGUAGUUUACCACUAAUGGUGUCAAGAGUAUGACAACUGUAUGCUUUAAUGUCACUGUUUGAUUUGUCAAACAACACUGAUAUUUAUUCAGUAAUGCAAAGAAACUGAAACAGGGAUAUUGUACAAAUCCUCUGUGCCUUGUUGUGGGCCCUGAAUUGCAGUGUACCUGCUCCUUUUUCUUUUUCUCUGGAUAUUAAAAAAAUGCUUCAAAAUACAUCACAUUCAGGAGUUUCCUCUUUGGCGUUUAAGUGGAACAAUGCUGACUAAUUCCAAAGCUUUGUGUGGAAGUUGUUCAGAUAUUAGUGGAUGGUCAGUUUUGUCUGUGUGGGGGCUAAAUAAAGGUUUGUAAUUUUAGUUUUUGUUUGUGAGCUCAGGGGAGCCUUGUUUUGAGGCAAUAUGCAAAAUUUGGCUCUUCAGAUUUUCAUGCAAAUAAAAAGAAUUGCCACAUUUGA